CGCGAAUCCUUCGAGCGAACAGCCAAACGUAGUGAAAAACACGGAUAUCUUCAAGUCAUCUCCAGGAUCUAGGAAUCCUCUGCACCUGUGACUGCUCUUUCAGGAGCAGGCAGAGCAGACCCAGUACCAAAACAACCGCAAUUCCCAAGUAGGAGAUCAAAAACAAAAGCCCAAAGAUGGUCUAUGAUAUGACCCAUAUGGCGGCGGGUCCGCCGCAGAGCAUUUCGCUGAGUCGCUACUACCUGCCCGAUGAGGAUGAGAUGGUGGGGCCGAAUAACCCGCAUCUGGUCAACGAGGACUAUGCGGCCAGUACGACCUUGGAUAUCGACAAGCGUUUCCAGGCGCGAAUGGCCUGCGAAACGGCGGCCCAACCGGCACCGCCACCGCCGCCCACGCCGGCACCACGUCGCCGGACCACGCCCAUUGCCCACCUGGAUCCCUCGGAACUGGUGGGUCUGUCCCGGGAGGAGCGACGUCGCAGGCGGAGGGCCACUUUGAAAUAUAGGACGGCCCAUGCGACGAGGGAGAGGAUCCGCGUGGAGGCCUUCAAUGUCUCCUUCGCCGAGCUGCGCAAGCUGCUGCCCACCUUGCCGCCAGACAAGAAGCUCUCCAAGAUCGAGAUCCUCAAGCUGGCCAUCUGCUACAUUGCCUAUCUGAAUCACGUGCUGGAGACCCCCUGAGACAGCGCCGGCGCCUCCAGCUUCGCCACCAGCUGCCUCUUCAACGAGGCCAACUUUUUCGCCCCCCCGUAGGAGGUGGGGGGGCGAUGCACCCGGGAUCAGGGGGCGUGGCCGGCAAGGUCAGCAGAAAAGGCUACGGGUAUCCUAUAUCAGAUGAACGUAUAACUUGGAAACCCCACACCUUACGCCCACUAAUCA
Molecule: messenger RNA, 878 nt
Organism: Drosophila suzukii
Lineage: Eukaryota; Metazoa; Arthropoda; Insecta; Diptera; Drosophilidae
Gene: HLH4C
Product: Helix loop helix protein 4C
Biological process (GO): regulation of transcription by RNA polymerase II
Molecular function (GO): RNA polymerase II cis-regulatory region sequence-specific DNA binding; DNA-binding transcription factor activity, RNA polymerase II-specific; protein dimerization activity
Source: RefSeq, a predicted model, not a curated record